Molecule: messenger RNA, 1362 nt
Organism: Drepanopeziza brunnea f. sp. 'multigermtubi' MB_m1
Lineage: Eukaryota; Fungi; Ascomycota; Leotiomycetes; Helotiales; Drepanopezizaceae
Source: RefSeq, a predicted model, not a curated record
AUGAAGCUUUCUAUCGUUCUCCUUGCAGCAGGACUGCAAACACUGGCUCGCGCCUCCGAUCCCCGCGACGAAUCUGCGCAUGAUAUUAAGAAGCGCCAGAGCGAAUGGGAUCCUCCUGCUGAGAUGGCCUCGGCGCUGCAGGAAGUCUGGGAUCAUCAAAUGAAGACGUACAACAACGGCGAUCUGCUGGGUUUCAAGAACUACGGCUUCGAUAUUAUAAUUGCCGCUAAAGGCACGAUCAACUACUGCGUUCGCUGGGACUCGGACGCCACCUUGUCUGCGGACCAGCGCGCCGAGAUCCUCAGCUCUUUGCAGAGGAACGCGGCGAAGUGGACCGAUGGGCUCACCGGCUUUAUGGGCUGGCCAUACUCCUCUGUCCCCAUCAAAAUCACCGGCUGGGCCGCUAAGAACGCCGACCAGUUCACAGACGCUGCUUCUGAGACGAUUUACACAAACAUCGAUAAGGGAGGCGCCCCCGAGUGUGACCCCGGCUGCGGUCGCUACUUCAAUCGAGAAGACACCGGCUACCCAACCUGCGCCGGAGGACCCGAAGCGCGCUACGACAUGUCUCUCUGGCUUACCUCAGAGAUGGACAAUGGUAUCGGUGGUGCCGGCGGCGACUGGGGCCAGCGCGUCGGGGCCGAUUACUUCCUCAAGACACCCUCGCCACACAUCUGGCUCCACGAAUUCGGCCACACCAUGGGCCUGGACGACUUCUACGACUUCCAGCCGACCGGGCAGAAAGCUUUCAUCAUGUUGGCAGGUAGCACGCAAGAAGUCACCGAGUUUGAUAUAUGGAUGAUGCGCGACUUCUGGAGACAUAUCAAAGCUGAACGCUACCCCGACCUACAGGCUACUGAUAAUAAGACGCAAGAAAAAAAUAGUCCAACUUCGACGACAGAGAACCCUACUACUCAGCCACAGGAUCCUAAUAUCCCGCCACAGUAUAAAUCCACAGAUAAUCCUACUGCGCCGCCACAAGAACUUACUGGCGGAACGCCAGAAAACCCCGGCGAGAAAACAGGCGGGUUAAACGGCGGGUCAACCGGGGACAAAACAGGCGGGUAUACCGGCGGGUUGACCGGCGGGGAAACCGGCGAGAAAACAGGCGGGAAAACCGGCGAGAAAACAGGCGGGAAAACCGGCGAGAAAACCGGCGGAGGACUCGGCGGAGGAUUUGGCCAAGGAUAUGGUCAAGGCGGGAAAACCGGCGAGAAAACAGGCGGGGGAUUCGGCGGUGGCGAUGGUUCGAUGUGGCAGCAGUGCGGCGGACCGGGGUUCACAGGCUCUACGACGUGCCCGACGCCGUACAAAUUACCAAAGCAAAGGACCAAGUUCUUUGUAGUGUCACCAACGGGCUAG